GAAUUUCCAGCAAGGUGGCUGACCCUUCUUCUGCACGGAGAAACGGGAACAUGAAGUAACUGUGGUGUGACUUUGGAUGACCCAAGAGGAGAACACCUAUCAAAUCGGGAAAAAAAGGAAUUUUGUCGAAAAAGAAACACUGGACUAACCACAAAUGGCUACGCCGCCGGACUCACCAGGACCGGAAGAGGUUCUGUUCGACUUCGAGAGUACGCGAACCAGACAACAGACUACCAGGCCGGUUGCCCUCGAGGAGCUGCUUCGACAAACUAAGUUCUCCAGACAAGAAAUACGAGUGAUGUAUCGUGGCUUCAAGCAGGAAUGUCCAGAGGGCGUAGUUCAUGAAGAUCUGUUCAAAGAUAUCUAUGCGAAAUUCUUCCCACAUGGCAAUUCUAGUCUUUACGCCCAUUACGUGUUUAAGGCCUUCGAUGUUAAUUGCAAUGGUGCCAUGAACUUUAGGGAUCUUUUGGUCAUUUUAUCGACUCUGCUACGAGGUAGUAUCUACGAGAAAUUACGAUGGAUUUUCAAGUUAUACGAUAUAAACGGUGAUGGAUGCAUCACAAGAGGGGAACUAUGGGAAGUGGUGAUUGCGGUACACGAGCUUAUGGGUCGACGGCAUCAUGCUGAAGAGGAGAGGAAAGCUAGGGAACAGUUGGAUAGGGUGUUCAAUCGCUCUUGCAUUUUAUACCUUUUUGAAUAA
Messenger RNA from Eufriesea mexicana, 700 nucleotides. RefSeq names its product Kv channel-interacting protein 1. Gene Ontology annotation, molecular function: calcium ion binding. NCBI's taxonomy places the organism in Eukaryota, Metazoa, Arthropoda, Insecta, Hymenoptera, Apidae. The record is from RefSeq and is a predicted model, not a curated record. The transcript has 5 exons. Bases 155 to 700 code for a protein of 181 amino acids.